AUGUUGAUGUCGACUGCAUGUUCAGACAUGGGAUCUGGUUUGAGUGGAAUUAUGGAAGUGGCGCUACUGUCACCGCCACCACCAUCAUCACUACCAACAUCAUCAUCACAAUUAUUAUAAAUACUAUUAUUUAUACUUUUAUCAUUCAUUCGUCAACCAAAUUAGAUUUUUAUUAUUUUUUUCUCUAGUCUGACAUCAUCCACAUAAAAUCCUGUUGCUAUAGAGCAAUAAUGUAAAAUACUCGUUAUUACCAUUAUACAACUUUAUAAUAGUUAGAAGAAAGUUUCUGGACGUUUAAAAUCUUCAUAAAUUUCAAUUUUUUAAAAAACUUUAUCAGUAUUAAUUAUUAAGUUACCAUUUUAUUUUACUUUAUCUGCUUUUUUGUCUUUCUCCUUCGGAAUUUGUAAUGUCAGGAAACUGAGCCCAAAACAAAAACAGGAUGGAAGCAAAAAAUUCCAACCAAUUUCCAUUCUACCGAAAUCUUGAGCAUCGCCGAACUAGUGCUGAUAUAAUUCGAGAUGCGAAAAAGACGCUACGGUCUUUAUCUACAAAGAGGCCUUUUACACCUCGAGAUGAAAAACGAACUUUGUUUGGUGAGAUGAGCAAUCGCAGCCGGGAAGCUCGACCUGCUAGUACCUACAGUAUCGGCUCCCGUCAUUUUGAAGGCUGGGAAUCUCGGCCAGUCUCUGGAACCAGACUCUCUCCCAUCAACAAUCCUCCUGCUUUAAACGCCGAAUCAGAACCAAAAUUCUUACCUCCAAAACCACCACCUGAAGAAUGUAAACAUUCCGGUCAUAAAAAUAUCCGUCCCCACACUAAACUAGUCCAGCCAGGCUCUGAAGGAUCAGAAAAAGUGAGAAGAAACAAAGAAACAAGAGAUGGAAAAGACAAAACACAAGCCUCGAAGAGAGCAACUUCUGAACAUGUCGUUAAUGAGGAUGAACAUAUCAACCAAGAUGGUUCUAAACAACAUCUUGUAAAUACUGACAAAAUCAAUGAAGAAAUUACUGAAGAGUCCAGUUUCUUUGACCUGAAUAUCAACCCAUUACUAGAUAAUUUAUUUUACCACAAAGAAAGAAAAGCUGCGGACCAGAUAUGCUCCACAGCUGAAAGUUUAUACAAUUUACUGGAGAAGGAAAAUUUGUUUGGUAGAAACUACAAACAACGCUCAACCAUCUUAAAAGCUGUGUUUAAGUUAUUGGAUUUUGAUAAUGCAGAUGUGUUGCUUUCUAUGGCAGAAAUUAUAUUAGCUUUUCGAGUGACAGGCAAGAAUCUCCUUAGCACCUGUAAAUUGGUUUUCAAAGUCAGCCGCAAUGAACAGAAUGACCCCUUAUUUUUGAAAGGACACAUCCUUGCUCAGCUGCUGCAGGUGGUUCCUAUAUCAGAUCCAGUGUCCUGUUCUGAAGCUCUGACAUAUUGUGUUGGAACUCUUAAGCUUCUGUCUGGUAACAGCAGCAUUAUGAAAGAACUUGUGCACAGAGAAUGUAUAGAGUUACUUACUUCUUUGUUGCAGUCUAUCAACCUGACUGUAAGUAUGGAUCCAUCUGUACCCAGUGCCAAUAAAGAACAACUUGGACAUUUACUAAUACAGUUAACUGCAUGUCUACGGAAUUUAGUAGAUGCUAGCAGCAGCCGACAGCGACUUCUCGCAUGUGAGCUUAUUCCAGCUUUGAGUACAGCUAUGGAGCUUAAUUUGGAUGAUGGGGACCUAAUCCUUAAUAUAUCCAGAAUAUAUAGUAAGAUCAGUCUUCAUACAGAUUGUUGUACUGUGCUUGCUGCCCAGAGACAACAUUAUCCAGUUGCUUUGCGAGCUUUAAACAAACACAUAACGAGACAGGAUGUUGUUGUGAGAAUCUGCUUUGCUCUCGGCAACUUGACUGCAAAAGAUGAUACAGCUCGUGUUCAAUUAUUUGAAGAAAAAAACUCUUUGGCAACAAUAUUGAAUGUUCUUCAAUAUCAUUUGGAUAAAUUUUCUACAUCAGAUAAAACUAACCAGUCUCAUAAAGCAAAUACCCAAAAUUUUCAAAUGGAAGAAAGUGUUGAUAUACUUAUCAAGACUGUUCGAUUAAUUGCAAAUUUAUCAAUUGGUGAGACCAUUGGCCCUAUUAUUGCUGCUGAACAUGAUUGUGUCGUACAACUUCUUCGUAUCCUGGAUUCAUUCUCAAUUGACAAAGAAGAUCUACUUGUUACUACUGUUGCUACCAUCAACAAUCUUUCUUAUUACCACAGCAAGACCAGUGGUAUAUUGGCCAAACAAUUAGACAUUGCUAAAUAUUUGGUCAAAUUAUUACUGCCAAACCACAUGGAAACUUUAAUUGAAGUAUCACGAGUGUUUGGAAACUUAACUCACCAAAAGAUUGUAAGAGACUUUUUGGCAGAACAAAAAGUGCAAGAGACCUUCAUAGAAUUAUUAGAUUCUGACAAUCGAGAAGUUGUUUAUAUUUCUUGUGGAGUCCUCGUGAAUUUCAUGGCUGAUAAAGAAAAGCGACCUGUACUGAUGCAAGGAGGAGGCAUUGAAAAAUUAAUAGAAGUUCUGAGAGAUUUUGGUCCUAAUGACUGGCAGCUGGCUGGAAUUGUGUGUCAAGUUUUACUGAACUACAGCCACAAUAUUGGCCCAGAACACCUCUAUUUUGGUUACCAAACAACAGAGCAACUUGUUGAGCUUCUCACGGAAUUUUUAGAUGAAGCUAAUGUUCACGGCUACAUUACAGCCAAACCUGAACACACAGAACAAAGCUCAGAGACAACAGAUGAAGUUCAGAAUCUUAUUAUGGAAAAAUGGGAAAACGAAUUUUGUCCAGUUGCUGAAACUUUAUUGCAGAGACUUAAAUACCACCAAUCUGUCUUAGAACCUCUUGAAGUAACAAAGGAUCACUUUCCCAGUUCUUUUAAAAGCACUAGAUCAUAGAUCCACUUACAUUAACUUUCAUAUUUAAUCAUGAUGAUACUGAAGAAAAAAAAAAAAUAAUAAUAAUAAUAAAACCAUUCAGUGAACAAAUUCAA
Octopus sinensis (East Asian common octopus) is the source of this 3003-nucleotide messenger RNA. Its product is annotated as armadillo repeat-containing protein 2-like. NCBI's taxonomy places the organism in Eukaryota, Metazoa, Mollusca, Cephalopoda, Octopoda, Octopodidae. Gene Ontology annotation, molecular function: protein binding. The transcript is spliced from 20 exons. The record is from RefSeq and is a predicted model, not a curated record. Bases 440 to 2908 code for a protein of 822 amino acids. Gene Ontology annotation, biological process: cilium organization.